Molecule: messenger RNA, 3197 nt
Organism: Portunus trituberculatus (swimming crab)
Lineage: Eukaryota; Metazoa; Arthropoda; Malacostraca; Decapoda; Portunidae
Source: RefSeq, a predicted model, not a curated record
AAAAGUUACCCAAAAUUAAGGAACAAAUGUCUUGACGCAAUGUUCCCGGAACCCACCGCAAGGUGGCACUACACGACGAAAGCUUUGAUGGAACACAACAGAAUAGUUUAGUACAGAUUUGCCUGGUAAUGAUGUGGGAUGUCUAAUUAUCUAUGAUGCUGUCACUCUGUCGAGGUUGUACUGCAUGGAAUACCUUGGAAUGGCCUUAAAAUUGAAGGAAACCAUGAGAAAUAUACCGACCAGCAUUGUUUCUGCCAAAAAAGUGGUAUUUAAUCGAAAAGGCAUAAGAGCCGUGACGUCACAAGUGACCUUGAUCUUGAUUUUGAUGUUACAGGCUAAAACAUGUGGAUAUUUGAGUUAUUUUUGACGUAUUUGUACAUCAUGAAUAAUGUUUGAUGAUGAAUGGGCGAAGUAUUAGUGACAUGGGCAUCUAAAAUAGUGAAAGAAAUGUUAUAUAAUGUAUAUGCGAAUACUGCGAUGAUAAAUGUGGAUAUGGCACGUAGCCCCCGUUUUUAUCGCCGUUUGUACUAACGGUUUGAGUCUGGUGUGAUGUAGCGAGGUAUCAGAGACUUUUCAGAGUACAUACGAUACAACAAGAGGUGGUGAGUUGCUGGGGACGAAGGAGUGUAUGAAUACCAGGAAGGGAGACCUGUUUGGCGGGGUGGCGCGGAAACGGAUCACCUAAUAGUAUCGCAGCCACACCUGCGCCGCUCAUGCAUCUAGACUAGAGUAAAGCUGGAAACCGGAUCGGGGAAACUCCACUACACUGUACCAGGGAAGAGAGUGAAAAAAAAAAAAAGCUGGAGUUAAUUUUUGUUAUGUGGUGCUUUUAAGUUUUGUUUUAUUGUUAUUAUUAUUAUUAUUAUUAUUAUUAUUAUUAUCAUCAUUAUUAUUAUGUUUUCACCAGGCCUUGUCAUUUGAAAAUAACAGGAGCGCUGUUUUUCACUCUUGUCAAACUUGUUAGGGGUGCAAAAUCACUUGUCAUGUAGCCUAUAGUUGAUUGAUACAGUAUGUGUCAUUUGAUCCACUGUCAAUCCCAUUCAUCAUGGCUUCAAAUAAGCUUCGUUACAAAAAGAGCCACUUGUCGCUGCCCUUCCAUAUCAUUGCCUAGAGAAUUAUUCAUGGAACAAGUAUUCAUGCUUUCCUGAUAACUCUUCUUCUUUAGUGCAAUAUAAAGGCACUGAAGCAAUUUCCUGAUUGUCACCAAGCCAUAGAGCCUACUCAAUUACUAGUGUACCACUGGGUUUCAAUCAGCAUUUUUAACUGCAUGACUUUCUUGUUUUCAAAUAACACAAUAAAGUACAUGUACAUGUGCAUGUUCAUUUCCUCUUCCCUUUCAGCAAUAAGAAGUCUCUGUCCAAUUCUACCAUACUGCCCAGUGUGUGCAAUCAUCAUCUGCCAACGUAACAUUAUUGCCCUCCACACACUGCCACUGGAUCUUUAAAGCAACAAGAAGUGGUCAUCCCAUUUCACUAACCUGGCUCUGCUUUGGAUCUCUAAUGCAACAAGAGACACUUCCACCACCCUGCCCAGGCUUCAUAUUUCUGCCUUCAAUUCCGAUUGCCAUCUUCACACAGUGUGCAUUGUUCGUCAGCAACACCUAGUCAUCAUCCCAUUCCAACAUCCUACCCUUUCGUGAUCCUGCAACCUUCAAUUCUGUUUGCCAAAUCCACUUGUUAGCACUGGAUCAUCAGGUAUGUAACGCCUUGGCAUCACAGGCAAGUACUAAUAGCUUGUAGUCUCCUGUUUAACCAUUAUAUUUACCUUGGUUUACUUGCCGUCCAGACAAGUGGGACAAUCUAUUCUUCACAAUCUGGGCCAAAUGUAUGUUUAACAUCAUGUAGUUUGAAAGGCAUUAGCCAAAAUUGUGCCAUCUCUAAGAAAAAAUCAAUGAAGGUGACAUUUCCAGCAGUACAGACAACCGUGUUCACAGCUCAUCAACUUAACAAAGCAUCUCAGCCUAAUUUCCUGCCUGGCAUUUUCAGGUACAUGAAACAAUACAUAACACUUGCCUUAAUAAAUCAUUACAUCGUGAGUUAUUUUAACAUGACUGUUUUCAUUGCUGUCUUCAUGCUCUCAUCCCACUAAUCUACUACUCCAUUCUCUUCUUUGCAGGCUCUUCAAAACAUAUACAGUAUGUCUGCAAUCUCAAACUGCUCCAUCUGUCAACGUUCAUCAUCUUCACAGUACACUAUCCACAUUGGUCACCAGCAUACAAUGGCCAAAUUGUCAAAAGACAGUUUGGUGACAAACAGGGCAUGGUUGUUGGGUUACCAACCUGUACACUAUGUGCUUCCUUCAUUUGCCCUGCCAGUGAACACAACAAACGAUUACCAUCUUGGUGUCAUGCAUGGCCAGCAUGUAUUUGGACAUGUCUUACUUCCCCAGAGUAUACAGACCCCAACAAAUUCAUGCAAUUCUUGCCACAUUCAUUGAGACAACUUUGGCUUCCUUUAAUCGAACAAUGGCUGCCAGCCAUGCGCAAUGCUAUUGACACACCACCACACUUUCAGGAUGUAACACCUCACUUGCAAAAUAUCAAGGCUCACUUUGAAAGUGGGGCACUUAGUCAAGUCAUCAAAGCCCUUAAUGACUAUUGUUAUCCCACAGUACGUUGCCCUGUUGGUUGCUUCAUGUUCACUGAUGACCUCCUGAGAGACAGGCUUACUCUUGCCCCAGCAACCCAUUACCUGGCCACCAUAUGCCCCUCCUUUCGUGCUUUUGAAUCUGAUGAUCACUUUGAUUGGACUCGUCCUUAUCAGGACCUCUCAUGGCAAAGUGCUCCAAGCCUACUUGUUGAUGAAAAAGGCUUAACAUUUCUUAUGUGCUCAUCUACUGUGCAUUGCCCGCCACGUAUCAACAGACUUCAUGUGCCCACCAACCCAGUCCUAAAAAACUAUGUGCCUUCAGCGCCUGAUGUUCUAGCUCCAGCAGUCCUCACCAACAACAUGUGCCGACCAGCCACUGGCAACACUUCAGGCCUUUCUACCUUUCACUUGUCAUCCAAAGUGCAAACAUACACUCCAUCACCAGAGAUUACUGCUGCCAAAGGCUUGGUGUUACAGCAUCGGCCAGAUAUUUUACAUGCAGCACAGCAAAGCACUCAAGUGGCCUCAACAAUUCCACCAAUACUUGAUUACUACAUGUCUGCUCCUGACCAUCCGUGCCUUCCACAAACAGACAGGUUCAUACAUUGA